AAUUACAAGGAUUGCCAUUUUAUCGAAGCCCCGGGACUGAGAUGUGAGAUGCCUCAAAUGCGCGGCGCGGCGGAUCGAAGAAUCUCUCCGGUCACCGGCGAGUUAGCACGGCCAGAAGUUGUAGCAGGCGGUGUGGACUGCGAUGCCAGUGCGUGGAUUGAUUCCGACAGCCUUGAAGGAUCGAGGGUGGGGUGAAAGAUGGAAUCUGACACUGACAGCAUCCAUGGGAGCUUGAGCUGCUGCUGCCUGCCUGUGAGUGUGAGUAAUAUUUUGCAUAUUUUGUAGUUUCUAUAUGUCUGAAGUUUUUAUUUCUACCUGUUUGGACUUCGGACUUGACGGAAUUGGGGAAAUAUUAUACUCAGGAAUUGCGUUGAAUAGUCCUCCAGUUUAGUUUUGUACUUCCAAGAAGACCAAGAACCUUAGAUAUCCAUCCCCGUCUCACACCCACCUUUUGGAAAACCUCCAUGGCAAAUUCUUGGAGGAUUGCAGCGGCGGGGUGGAUCAUAACCGUAUUAGGGUGGUAUCUGUCGCCCAUCAUCAGCUUGCUCCUAAACAAGAUCCUUUCCAACAUCGGCUUUGAUGCCUCGCGAAAGCUUCGCGAGCUGGAGAUUCACACUAUCGCAGAAAUGAAGCAGGUGUUGAGGGACAUAGAGGAGCAGAGGAUGCAGAGAAAAGCGAGAAAAGAAAGAUCUGCUGUGAGCACACUCGACUUACUGGCCAAGGAUGUGAAGUCAGCCUUGUACCAAGGAGAAGACACUCUGGAUCUCAUCGAUUAUUACCAAAUCGAGAAGAACAUCAUUGGCGACGGUGAUUCUGAGCCACGAUGCAGCAGCUGGCUCAAUUGGUUGUUCCAGUGCCUCUCCAAAGCCAUCAGGGCUUGUGUUACCUGUUGCAAGGGGAGUUGGUUGGGGCGAUUCUUGUGCACCACCCGAUCUGCUUUACAAUUUUUGGCACUGAGAUUGUACCCAACUGUGCGAUGCAUUCAGGCCACCCUACACAGAUCUGCUGUGUUGCUGCCAGUUUCUCGUGUGCCCGCAGUUUCCUUCAUGAGGAGGCUCCAUUGCUGGUAUAAGUCCAUACUCACCUGGUCCACUAAUGUAAUUGAGAUUGCCUGUUUGUACCGGGACUGGUCCUAUGACGUCAUUGUUGGCAUCACAUAUUACCAGGUGGAUGGCAUUGCUGUAGAUUCUUUCAUGCCUACUAUUGCGAGAUGGCACUUGAGGAAAAGAAUAGAGGAGCUAGAAAAUGUUGUCACCGAUGCGCGGAAAUGUCCUCUGUUGAAGCAACAAAGCAGUAGUGGAUGGAAUGAUAUUGGCAAAAUGAACAGGAGAAGCAUUACAUCAAGUACUACAAGGAAAGUGUUUGGUCGUGAUAGGGAGCGUCGUAUGAUACAGAGUAUGCUUCGUGAGGAACCAGAUGAUCACGCACCAGGCACCAGUAGCAGUAAAUGUUACUCUGUGAUUUGCAUACAUGGCAUUGCAGGUUCUGGAAAGACUACACUGGCACAAUAUGUUUGUGACCAUGAAAACGAAAAUAGAGAGAAAUAUUUCAACCCAAUCAUGCUCAUUCAUGUUUCUGAGACUUUCAGAGUGAAUGAUAUACUUCAUGAUACGCUUGAGGCGAUCACUGAAGAUCGGCACUCUGAUAUUAGCGGUUGUAAAGGUCUGCAAGCAAAGUUGGUCGAUAAAUUGAGCGGCAAGCGUUUCUUAUUGGUACUGGAUGAUCUCUGGGUCAACGAUGAGAAUCACCAGGACCUGGAGGAGAUACUUUCUCCCUUCAAUGUUGGAAAGAGAGGAAGCAGAAUCCUGGUGACUGCUCGAAAUAAAGAGGCAGCUUUAGGUGCUAACAACCUUAUUUCAAUAUCUGAUUUGGACGAGGAACAAUACUUCUCAAUGUUCAUGCAUUAUGCAUUAGACAGUACAAUUUUUGAUGAUCGAAAAUACAUACCAAUUGGGCGCAAGAUUGCUAAAAAGCUACACAGAUCACCUAUUGCAGCAGUAACAGUGGCCGGGCAGCUUUGGAGAAACCCAGAUAUCAGUUUUUGGGAAACAGCCGCGAAACUAGACUUAUUGAAUAAGACAAAGGGAGCACUGUGGUGGAGCUAUCAGCAACUUGAUGUCGAUGUCAGGCGAUGUUUUGAGUACUGCAAUAUUUUUCCCAGAAGAUAUGAGCUGGAACGAGAUACUCUAGUUCAUAUGUGGAUUGCACAGGGCUUUGUUAAGACAAUCAAUGCAAGAGAGCAGGAAGAUGUAGAAGACGUGGGCCAGGACUACUUCCAUGACUUGCAUUCAUGUGCAUUUCUUCAACUAAAAAGGAAAACUAGUUCUGAUAUUGAUUCCGGAGAGUACUUCACAGUUCAUGAUUUGUUGCAUGACUUAGCAGAGUCUGUUGCUGGCAGUGAUUGUGUUAGAAUUAACAGAGGUGUCAUAGGAAAAAUUCCUAAAUAUGUCCGGCAUCUUUGCAUUGAGUCCUACAAUGAAGAAGCAUUCCCAGAGCAAAUUCUGGAGUUGCGAAACUUGAGCACUCUAAUAAUGUGUUAUUCUGUCAAGAAGAUCAGUCAAGAUGAUUUUAAGUGUGUGCUCAUGCGUCUAAAGAAGCUGCGGGUCGUGCAGUUGGAUGUCCAAUGGUUGGGAAGGAUCCCAGCAUGCAUAGGUGAACUAAGACAUUUGCGGUACCUUGGUAUUUCUACACCCCCUCCCUGCAACAUGACUUUGCCAACUGAAGUUACCAAGCUUUAUCAUCUCCAGGUGCUCUCUGUGCCACCUAACACCCUUUUGCACUGUUCUUCCGAGGAAAAAAUGUCCAACCUUAUCAAUUUGCGGCACAUGCUCACAUGGUAUGGCUUGAACUUUCCUAACAUAGGGAGGUUGACAUCACUCCAAUCUCUGUAUCACUUCUAUGUUAAAAAUGAAAAGGGAUAUGAAAUACAACAGCUGGAACACCUAAACAACCUUCGCGGAAAGCUGUUUAUUGAAUCCCUCGAAAAUGUUCGGAGCAAGGAGGAAGCUCUUCAAGCCAGGCUAGCUGACAAGGUACAUUUAACAGAGCUGACACUGCAGUGGGGUGGUAUUGAUGAAAUCUCCAGAAGGAAACAAAGCGCAAUAGAGGAAAUCAGAAAGGUAUUCUUUUCUCCUGUGACACCUGUGAACGUGUCAGAAUGGAGAACUCGCCAUCAGAGAUGCCCCCCAGAACUUCAAGAGGAGGUACUUGAGGCACUCCAUCCACCAUCCCAGAUCACAUCACUUUGCAUCAGAAACUAUGAUGGUCAGAGAUACCCACGUUGGUUGUCAGGGGAACAGGACACUCGAGAUUUGAACAGCACAGAUAUUUCCCACUUGCAAUAUCUUAUGUUCUGGGAUUGCAAUGGUUCAAGUAUUCCCCCCAAGAUUGGUAAGUUUUUCGUUCAUAUCUUUAGGCUCACAGUUACAGGCUGCAGUUGGACCUCUUUGCCAGAUAACUUGGACCAUCUGGAAUCACUAAAGGAACUGAACAUCCAGGAGUGCCCAAACAUUGAGUCACUGCCGCAACUACCCCGCUUCCUCAAGACGCUUGUACUUUCUCAAUGCAACCGCUCUCUUACAGAUAGCUGUCGGACCAAAGGGCACCCAAAUUGGCAAAAGAUAAGACAUAUCACUGAGAAAAUAAUUUCUUAGGAAGCCCAUAUUCCAACUGCAAUUGUGGCACACUGGCACUAGUUCUCAGUGACAUGCAAGUUGGGCUUGUAUGGUUUCUGGCUUUCUGCUCCAUCCUUUGUUUUCACCAGUAGUUUUUCAUUUAAGCCAUGUUCCAUAAUCAUUUGUGAAUGGUAACACAAGAAAGUGAAAGAUAUUGAAUUGAACAGUUCAACAUUGCCCAUGUUCAUAACUCAAAAUGAACAAUCCAGAGGCCACAAGUGAUGAGGUAGGAUUAGGAACGAGCAAGGCAACAAUGUGUUCGCCUACUCAUGGACUGAUGACAACCUAACAAAACCCCAGAACUGGUUCAAGGAUCCCACUCUGUCUUACUGAUGCCUGAUGGAGAAAAUUGACUAUUUUGCCAUGUUCAAGAUUAUCCCAUGUUGUGUGUGUUUACUCUUUUCCUUACAACCAUCAUUUCACUGUAACUCAUGAGGACACAAACUUGGCAUUGUUUCACAAUCCUUUUUAAGGAUCUUCCCGUUGUAAACAGGGGCGGAAGCUCUAGCUGUUUCCACUUGACUGAACUAGGCGGAAUACGACUGUAGUCUUCUGUUCAGUUUUACUGUGGAAUCUGUUGGAUCUUCAGCUCUGUGAUCAAAUCUAGUCUCUUUUUUUUGCGAACGGAUCAAAUCUAGUCUCUAGUUUAUGAAUGGCCGGAAUUGUUAAUUGUUUCUGUAUUUAGUA
Molecule: messenger RNA, 4361 nt
Organism: Sorghum bicolor (sorghum)
Lineage: Eukaryota; Viridiplantae; Streptophyta; Magnoliopsida; Poales; Poaceae
Product: putative disease resistance protein RGA3
Exons: 3
Coding region: 465-3653 (1062 amino acids)
Biological process (GO): defense response to other organism
Molecular function (GO): ADP binding
Source: RefSeq, a predicted model, not a curated record